Pseudo-nitzschia multistriata is the source of this 4776-nucleotide messenger RNA. Lineage: Eukaryota; Bacillariophyta; Bacillariophyceae; Bacillariales; Bacillariaceae. The record is from the annotation of a GenBank genome assembly.
CGACAGGAGCUCCAUUUUUUGAGUGAAAUUCGAUUUUGAUCACCAUGAUGUGAUGGAUGGAUUUUGAUUCUUGCUGCCAACGAUCGCUUCGCGGUGGAUGGCAUUCAUUUCAAUAUCAGUAUUAUGAACAUAAAUGAUCGCCAACUACCAUUUCAUUAGUACUGCAUAUAGGAUGAGCAUGAGCUCGAGUUAAUAUUCACAACUCCACAGUGCUAGCAAUGUCACGAGCCGUACAAAGCAAGAAGACACUGCAAAGAAUCGAAAAUGCCCCGUCAGCACCAAAGGCGACGGACCGAGUCUGACGAACAGAAACCGCCAAAUGGAAAGAAACAACGAAAAAGACCAAGGACGCCGUCGCCGUCGAAACAGCAACAGCARCAGGAGCAGCGCCCCGAUCCACCGCCUCCAGCACCUGCCGCUCUCGUUCGAUUGCUGAAAAAAGACAAAAAAGUCCUUGACUAUUUCAAGGCAUUGCAGCUCAAUCUGGCGUACGACGUCGAGAAAUGGAAGACGCGCUCCAGGGCUCACCAGGAAGAACUGGAAGAGUUGAAGAAGACUAUAAAGGAGGAGAGGCAGCGUGAGAAUGAACGCCGGGCUUCGGUGGUGCGUUCAUCGAAGGACCACCAAGUCUCGAACGAUGCAUCGCAGUCYGACGAAGGCAAAGAUUCUUUCUUUGACUUCGAAUGCUCUUCGUCUUCGAAAGACGAMAAUGAUAGYGGAAUGGAAGGAAACGAUAGCAAUCGUGAUGGCGGCAAUGACAAUGCAGACAUCGCAAGCAGUACCAACAGAAAAAAUCGAUCUCCGAUGCUUACGGGGGAAGCAACCGAGSAAGACCUCCAAACAUCCACCGAUACGGCUGCUCCAAGGUCCUUCAAAUUCCAUUUUGACAGCGACGAUGACGAGAGCGAGGAAGAAAACAACGACGGCAACAGCGAACAAAAUGCCGGUGCUGCAUCGUUUCCAAGAACGAUCCCGGAAAAUCACAAACGGAAUCCAGUCCGGGGGAGGAAUGGAAAGGGAGAGCAACAGUGGCGAGAAAGGCGAGGAGAUUGGGAUCCUGAGGAGGCAGAGAUAGAAACGCAAACAUYGGCGAAACACGAUCGAUUUCCCCGCACAAAGGAUGAAACGGUGGUGUCCAACCGUAUCCGAGUGGGAUGGAAACUCCUUCGAAAAGCCCAGAAUUGCUUGGAGGAAAUCGGGAUUGUCCUCGCUGCCACAGUGGCGAUUCCCGAAAACAACCACGAGAACAACGGAAAUAAUAAUGCAGGAGACGAAAACAGCAGUGCUUGUGAAAGAUUUCAAAUCAAAAUCGGAAAGAGUCAAGGAGACGUUGCUACAGAGGACUUGCUUGGUGUACAUGAUUGUGGCGACGAUGACGAUGACGAUGACGAUGACGAUGACGAUGACGAUGACGAUGACGAUGACGAUGACGAUGACGAUGACUCCAGCAUCGCCACACCCCGCGGCAGCAGGAAUGGUGAUUGCACUUUUUCCUAUGUUCGAAUCAGUGACAAUGCUGUUCUAGGGGAUAUCCUACAAAGGAUCAAGGAAUGGACAAAACUCAAAACUACGGUGGCCUUCCCGUUGGUGUCAAAACAAGGAUCCAGUGAGAAACAAACAAAAGCGAGAACGUCAAGGAAGGACGAGGAUGUAAGUGAGAAGGGAAAGGAAAGCCACGUCCCACCAACGAAGGAAAGUACCGAUGACAAUCGGUUUCACAAAGGAAAUAAUGCUAAGUUUCAUUACCAAUAUGCUGCCUUUGAUGCUUCGGACUUGAUUCCGUGUUUCGUUCCGAUGCAUAGGAACGCAGAUAGCAGCAAUUCCAGUACCAAUGAACACGAAGAUGCCAAUGGAAGCCCAAAAAAGCAACAUUUAGAGUACCAUUCGCCUCAGUCGUUGUCAUUGGCAAUACCACAACACCCCGCUGUAAAGGGAACCGAUCUCCUGCUGAAAGCUCUCUCGUGGAUCGAUGCUUUCGGUCCGAUCCUURAUGAAGUUGAAGUCGACGGCGGCUUGUUUUUGAACCUGGUGCGAUUAGAGAAAGAGGGAAAGGAGGAUAACGACAAUGAUCCUGUGUCACCAAUCGGUGGAGGAGACGACUCGGUAGAAAUAUCAGCCUAUGAAUCCGCGGUGCGCUUUGUUACGGGGAUGAAGCGACGUCAUUUAUUGGUUCAAAAUUUCGUGGAAUCCCUUGCUGGUGAAAUAUGUGAUGCGUGGCCCAUACAGGAUCGACUCAAUCGGGUUGACAAUCCACCACAGCACUUCAACAAAGAAAAAAACCAUUUUACUGGUGGUAACGGAAUUACCAGCAGGAAGCUUGUCAUCGACUCUAAAAACUCACUUCGUUUGGCCACCAUCGUCGAUCGUUGCAUACUAGCACGAAUCGUCACAGCGAUUUAUCUGCAUAGGAGUGAUCCAACGUCUGCUAUAACUCUUUUGUUUCGAUACCUUUUGUCCACGGGUUCUUCUCUGCAACUAGAAGAAGAGGAUUUCUAUCCGAAUCACCCACCGGUUCAAAGUCUCUGUGUUGUCGAGGCCAUUUUGAACACGCAAUUCGAUGGUAUGAAUGCCAACAGCCAUCCAACAAAAGUUGCACAGGGCUUGCCCAAGAAUCGGACUCUAUUGGACUACCUCGUGGACAAUAUCCUUCUGCCGGAUCACACAAUCGAUGAAAACAAUCCGUUUCUUAUGGUGGAGUCAUUUCAUCUAUCCAUUGCAAUAUCUGCAACCAUUUUUUGCAUUCGGACAAACCACGAUGAUUCACGGGUUUCAGAACUUGCUCUCGUAGAAGUAGGUGCCUACAAUCGUUUGAAAGAACAACUCGAUGCCGCCGUGUCUACUAGAAAGCGGGGCCCACUAGCUAUUGRAACAAUAGAUACUUUAAAAUGGUCGGAAACCCUUCGUCCAUUUUACGUUGAAGAAUGCCGARGAUUUAGCAAGGCGUUUCUCGACGAUCUCGCCAGUGCGGUACAAAAAGAAGACGAUGUGAAAUUMGGUUACUACGGAAAUCACGAGCUGCCGUCAAUGACAAUUGUGAUGGCAUGGUUGCUUCCAAUGACACUGGUGGUAGAAGGAGAUGGACACAAGCUCCGAGAGAUUUUUUCACAGUGGUCAGAGAUGUUUUUGUCGUUGCGAUCCSKAGACUGUUUGUUCGUGGUCGAAGCGUGUGUGAGAGCAAUGAGGCAAUUGGAAAUUUCCAGUCUCAAAUCCUACCGAACGGUGAUAUSUUCUCCGGCAACAAACGAGGUAUCCACGGUUGUCCAAUCGAUAGUGGCACGCCUUGUUGAAUCAAUGACUGACUGGGAUUCAUCAACAAUAGUAACUGAAAAGAAUAGUGCAAUAAMUCCCACCACUUUACAUACGCUGAUUGGUAUCUGUUACGAGGUGGCCGAUGGGGAAASUGCACUCAAACUAAUCCAGCGGUGGAUUGUAUCAUCAAACGAGGAAAAGAAAGCUAUCCCAAAACARCAGCUAUCUUCCAAGAGAAACGAUCUUUCUCGCCCCAUUGACUUUUGGUCGGCAUUUCCAAUGGUUCGUGUUAUUAAUCUACAGCGGCGACAGGAUAGAAUAGCAUCUUUCAUGGCCCAAGCAAUGCAUGCAGGUCUUUGGGUCUUGCGCGGCGUCAUUCCCCCAGAUCGAUGGAAAAUGAUGGAAGGGAAACGAAAGAAUAAUGAUCUUGGAGAAACCAUGGCUAAUGACAAGUCCCCUGAUCUCACAUCAUACAUCGGAACAUAUGCAAUCGAUGGUAGCCAGGGAUCCCCUGCCGAGGUUGAGAAAAUGCUCAUGGAGUGGCUUGAUGUUGGAGAAUUGAAAAAUGGUGCAUCAAAAACAGAACUCAAAUCACUCGUAUUGCCGCAGUGGCGGCCAAACGAUCUCCGAGCAUUUGAUAUUCACGCUUCAGACGAUCCCAACCUGAUGGUCUCUCUUAGUCCCAGCGAAAAAGCUUGUGCACUGAGCCAYAUUGCUACAUGGAAGGGCAUAGCAUCAGCAUCAUCUGACACUUGUAAAUUYUCAUAUACAGGCUUGGCGCGUGGCGAUCCGAUUCACAAUAAAAAUGAUGACGACCCCAUCCCACCUUGUCCUGUCGCUUUGGUCUUGGAAGACGAUGCUGUGUUGGUCGACCGCUUUCAAGAGCGUCUCGACCAAAUCUUACGAGAGCUUCCCCGUGAUUUCCAUUACUGUGCACUAGGUUAUGCAAGACCAAAAGAAGCACCUCUGGUUGACAUUCCAGGUUGCGCACAUAUCAAACUUCCUACCAUGACGUGGUAUUUGACAGGCUACCUGCUUAGCAAAUCUGGUGCCCGUUAUCUGCUUGAUCGUCUCCCGGUGGAGGGUCCAGUCGAUGCCUGGAURGGCCGAAAGAUGAUUUUGACUUCAAAUUGGGAAAAUGACUAYGGAYACCGYCUGGGAGUAGGAGAUGCUCCGCACAUUGGAUCUGACUCUUCACGACCUACCUUGACAMAGAAAGAGAUCCGCCUAUGCGUACAAUUCCGGGCAUAUUGUGCCAGUAUUCCCCUCUGCGAUCAAAAAGUGAGAACAGCUAUUGCUACAGGUGCCAGCACCAAGCAUCGCAACAAMAAACCGAAUCAGAACUGGCGACUUCGGGAUUCUGACAUUGUAUACAGUGGCAAUAUUGGUAAGGCGACUUGAGAAAAUUAGAUAGAAAAAAAGGAAAAGAUAUUGGAAGACCURGAAGGGAAAACAAUAACACAGAGAUCUUUCAUACGACCCCUUCGUAUGCAAAGAAAUGGAUCAUAAUAAAUCUAAAUGUCUUGA